Chanos chanos (milkfish) is the source of this 1600-nucleotide messenger RNA. It is a transcript of the gene tm4sf5, whose product is annotated as transmembrane 4 L six family member 5. NCBI's taxonomy places the organism in Eukaryota, Metazoa, Chordata, Actinopteri, Gonorynchiformes, Chanidae. Bases 304 to 912 code for a protein of 202 amino acids. The record is from RefSeq and is a predicted model, not a curated record. Gene Ontology annotation, cellular component: membrane. The transcript is spliced from 5 exons.
UUCACUGUGUGUUAGAAAAACUCAGUUACAGGCAGACUGUGAAGACUGCUGAACACACAAGACAUCUAUAACCACAGUCUGUGGUCACUUCUGCCUUCUCCGUUUCUCUUUUUUUUUUUGUGCUCUGGUCCAUCACUCCAUAUUGGAGGUUGAUUCCACAGGCCUGUAGCGUUUAUCAGCACCACUGGUCGACGAGGAGAGAGUUAAAGAGGAAAACUAGGAUAAAAUUCAGAGUGAAACAGGGAGAGUACAAGCAGGAGACUCAAUAAAAAAAAAAAGAAAAGAAAGAGAAAUACUGAGAAAAUGUGUUGUACUGGAAAGUGCGCGCGCUUGGUGGGGCUAAUACUGCUCCCGUCUGCAUUUAUCUGCAUCAUUUCCAACCUUCUGCUUUUCUUCCCCAAUGCGGAGAAGCUGGAGAGCGACCAGAUAUCACUGCAAGUCUGGCUCAUGGGAGGCCUGCUUGGUGGAGGCCUCUUCAUGCUGUGCCCAAGUUGCUCUGCCAUUAGAGCAGGGGGCAAGGGUUGCUGUGGAGCAGGUUGCUGUGGAAACCGCUGCCGUAUGCUGAAUUCUGUCUUCUCGUCUGUAUUUGGAGCAAUUGGAGCACUGUAUUGCGCUGCUGUUUCAUCAGCGGCACUGGCCGCAGGACCAAAGUGCCAAGUUGAAAGUGGAAAAUGGGAAUAUCCUUUUGAGGACUUGCCCGGGGGAAACAGUAGUUACCUGGCUAAUGAGUCCCUGUGGGAGCUCUGUAAGUUCCCUCAGAAUGUGGUUCUGUGGCACAUCGUUCUUUUCUCCAUCACUCUGACUAUGAGCCUGGUGCAGCUCAUCUUGUGCGGCAUUCAGGUCUUUAACGGCUGCCUCGGCUGCCUCUGCGGGGACUGCCGUGACAAAAAAGAGGAGGAGGGAGGGCUGUGAGAGAUGUUCGGAAGAAAUCGAGAUCGCCGUUUGCUUCGUCCUGUCUGUCGUUAUUUUCACACCUCCGUCUUCAGUCUCUUCGGAUGACUUAUCCGGUCACCAAUUUACGGACAUUCCAACACCUAGCAAAAAAAAAAAAACACACACCACCACAUUCAAAGCAACGCCACCGCACGGAGAGCGUUAUGUACUGGUUAUCACACGACAGACUCUCGUUGUGUAAUAUAGGAUGCUGACUUCAAAGGAUAAAUUCGGAGAACAUGCGUAAUUUGGGACACAGGAAAUGAUUCUAAAAUAAUCUGUUUUCAUUGUGAACAUCUUUAGAUCGUCAUGGUCUGUGGUAUUUAUUUGUUUUCUGCAUGAAUUAUUUAAUUAAGUUCCUCUGCUGUGCUUAUGAAUAAUUGACUGAUAAUGAGAAAUGUCUCUCUUUGGAGUUUCCGUUUUGAUGUCGUAAGAGCCACUUAAAGAAGAUUUACAGACUUAAAGAAACCUUUGUCUGUUUUCCAGUAGUGGUCUUUGUGGUGUGGGAAUUUAUUUAAUUUUGUUUUUAUUUUAAUAAGUAUCUCUACUGAGUUUCAAAUCAGUUUUAUAUGACCAUGAAUUGCUCUUUAGACUAUUGUAUAGACUGGAUAUAAAUGUUGUCGUGUAUCUUUUUGCUUUUUCUAAUAAAUCCAGUUUGAUUUGCAAA